AUGAAUACAAUAAUCAGUGAAUUUAGCAUGAACGAUUUGAAUAGUAAGUUCUUCGAGAUAAUGCAAAAUGAAAAGAGUGCGGAGGAUGCAGCAAAUUUUAUAUACGACAAUGUUUACGACGAUGUAGCGUUGGGCGUGCUUUUUGAGUUCCAUCAUGGCUUGAAAACAGGUCUCACGGAGCUUUUAGAAGGCGAAAAGGAGGAAGACGAAGGGUAUAAGAUAGUUAACUCCCCAGAAUGUGAUGUUUUCGGUUUCUCUAUGUUAAAAAAGACCCCAGACUCAAAUUGCUCAUGCCCUAAUUGUGAUAGACCAGUUUCAGCGACAAGAUUUGCUCCACAUUUGGAAAAAUGCAUGGGUAUGGGUCGCAACAGUUCCCGUAUAGCAUCACGUCGUAUUGCAUCCAAUAGUAGAGAACCGACUUCUUAUGCUGGCCUCUUGAGUGACGAUGAGGACGACGCUGAUUGGUCAACAAUACACAGCGAGCGACGCAAACGAAGAAUAAAGAACAAUAAUAGCAAAAAGCCCGCCAAAAUUCACAAAGGUAACAAUGGAAAUCAUAAUUCUGAUUCCAACGACGGUUGCGCCACCUACGAGACUAUGUCCGCAAAUGAAAAGAAGAAUCUCCUUCUCCAAAUAUGCGGUGUUGUCUCUGAACACACCAAGAAAUUGUGCACACGAUCCACCCGUUGUCCCCAACACACGGAAGAACAGCGCCGGGCUUUAAGGAACAGUGUUCUAGAACCUUCCACUCCGGAGUCACAGACAAUGGGUUUGACUGCUGACGAAGCAGGCUCGCCUCCUGACUCGAGCCCUUCAUCCUCUUGUUCGUCAUCAAGCCGCAAACGUGACAGACAUCGCGCUCAGCCCAGGAACAAGAAAAGAGAUCGUAAUAUCUCACCCAAUAGGGAUUAA
Molecule: messenger RNA, 912 nt
Organism: Danaus chrysippus (African queen)
Lineage: Eukaryota; Metazoa; Arthropoda; Insecta; Lepidoptera; Nymphalidae
Source: the annotation of a GenBank genome assembly